ACACACACAUGUCUUUUAGUAAACACACACGUCUUGUUAGUAAACACACACACACAUCUUCUUGUUAGUAAACACACACACAUGUCUUUUAGUAAACACACACGUCUUGUUAGUAAACACACACACACACACGUCUUCUUGUUAGUAAACACACACACAUGUCUUUUAGUAAACACACACGUCUUGUUAGUAAACACACACAUGUCUUUUAGUAAACACACACACGUCUUGUUAGUAAACACACACACAUGUCUUGUUGUUAGUAAACACACAAACACACACGUCUUGUUGUUAGUAAACACACACACAUGUCUUGUUGUUAAACACAUACAAACAUGUCUUGUUGUUAGUAAACACAUACUGUACAGACACACACACACAAAGCACCACCUCUCCCCCAUGUGACCCAGGAAGAUUCAGAAGACGACACUGCAGCUCUCCAAUAAAACACUCUCACAUCUUCUCACUUUCUAGCUGAUACUACAUCAACUGAGUUACUGAUUAAUAAAAAUACUACAUCAACUGAGUUACUGAUUAUUAAAAGUACUACAUCAACUGAGUUACUGAUUAUUAAAAAUACUACAUCAACUGAGUUACUGAUUAUUAAAAGUACUACAUCAACUGAGUUACUGAUUAUUAAAAAUACUACAUCAACUGAGUUACUGAAGGAUUAUUAUUGAUUUGUGUCACAAUAACACAAGUAGCCAGUGAGGAUUAUUGUUGAUGUGUGUCACAAUAACACAAGUAGCCAGUGAGGAUUAUUGUUGAUGUGUGUCACAAUAACACAAGUAGCCAGUGAGGGUUAUUGUUGAUGUGUGUCACAAUAACACAAGUAGCCAGUGAGGAUUAUUGUUGAUGUGUGUCACAAUAACACAAGUAGCCAGUGAGGAUUAUUGUUGAUGUGUGUCACAAUAACACAAGUAGCCAGUGAGGAUUAUUGUUGAUGUGUGUCACAAUAACACAAGUAGCCAGUGAGGGUUAUUGUUGAUGUGUGUCACAAUAACACAAGUAGCCAGUGAGGGUUAUUGUUGAUGUGUGUCACAAUAACACAAGUAGCCAGUGAGGAUUAUUGUUGAUGUGUGUCACAAUAACACAAGUAGCCAGUGAGGAUUAUUGUUGAUGUGUGUCACAAUAACACAAGUAGCCAGUGAGGAUUAUUGUUGAUGUGUGUCACAAUAACACAAGUAGCCAGUGAGGAUUAUUGUUGAUGUGUGUCACAAUAACACAAGUAGCCAGUGAGGAUUAUUGUUGAUGUGUGUCACAAUAACACAAGUAGCCAGUGAGGAUUAUUGUUGAUGUGUGUCACAAUAAACUGCACAUGCACACAGUUAGGUGGAAAUAGUUUAAAAAGUGUAUUAUAUCUCGAGUUGGAAUAAGCAAAUGUCACCGAUUUGGUGGAAUGGUCCUUAAACGUGGAAUUAGGCAAUCCUUUAUGAGUCUCGUGAAUAGUUACAGUAUGAUAAAUGAGAAAUAGGCGCGCAAUAGUUUUGAUUGACAGGACUGUUUUCAGAAAGGGUGUGACGUUACUAAAAUAGAAUAUUUGCGAAUACAGCGUGAUUGACAGCUCUAUCUGCCAAUACUUGGCACGUAAAACAAGCCUCGUCAUUUUGUCCACCAAUAGGAUGGCUUGUAAUGUGAGGUGGGCGGGACUAGAUGGCGCGCUAAGUAGCUGGCUAAGCAGCUAACAGCUGGCGGAGGAGCUAGCGGCUCGUCCAGCAGCAGAGUGGCCGCAUACCUGCACACAAGGUCGGCCUGGAUAAACUUGCUCGUCUGCUGGCAAGCCAAGAAAGACCACCGCGGAUUCAUCUCCAUUAAGAAACAUAGUGUUGGACUUAUUAUGUCUGCUUUGUGGCGGCUCUUCCACGCAAGGCCUCAGAAGCCUCGGGCUGGAUUUGAGCGAGUUUAGCUGAGAGGACGCGUGGAAAACAUUUGGAAAGUCACUUGAACGCACCAUCCAUUUGCUAGCGCUUGUCUCAUCGCGAGUCACUUGAACGCACCAUCCAUUUGCUAGCGCUUGUCUCAUGGCCUGGAUCAACUUGAUGGCAGGAAGUAUUUCGCUGGGAGCAGAAUGAAUGAAUGAAGGCAACAAGAUUGAAUCCAAUCAUUGCUUAUUUGAGGAGGGAGCAAGCGGACUACUUUCAGGACUGUCCCCGCUGCCUCCCUGCAAAUGGCCGAAGAAAGAACGCCUUCGCCGGGAGUGGGCGGACGAGCUCAUGCUAUGCUAACAAUGCUAAGCUAACAUUGCCUGGGCAUCCAGCUAGCACCACGUGGUCUCCGAGGAGCACAGCGGCUGCCCGGGAUGGGAAACACCGUCUCAUGUUGCGUGUCCCCGGAGUCCAGCCCCAAGCUCCCGUCGCGGCAGCCGGCGGAGCGGCUGGAGGAGUUUCUGACCAGCACGGAAGUGAGCGACGACAACAGCGCCCCCUACCUGCAGCACAUCAGCGACAGAGAAGUCCCUGACGAGCUGGCCUUGGAGUCCAACCCAUCAGACCACGCCCGAGCCAGCACCAUCUUCCUCAGCAAGUCCCAGACAGACGUGUGUGAUCGGAGGAAAAGCAACCACAUGAGCCAAGUGUCUCCUGGUCCUCUGAGCAAGAAGUACAGCUCAUGUUCCACCAUCUUCAUGGACGACAGCACCGUCAGUCAGCCCAACUUGAAGAGCACCAUCAAGUGUGUCACCUUGGCCAUCUACUACCACAUCAAGAACAGGGACUCCCACAGGUCUUUGGACAUCUUUGAUGAGAAGAUGCACCCUCUGUCAAGAGAACCUGUGCCAGAUGACUACAUGCGCAUCGACCCGGAGCACAAAGUGAUCUACCGCUUUGUCAGAACACUCUUCAGUGCUGCACAACUCACAGCUGAAUGUGCCAUCGUCACUCUUGUCUACCUGGAGCGCCUGCUGACCUACGCCGAGCUGGACAUCUGCCCUGCUAACUGGAAGCGCAUCGUGCUGGGAGCCAUCCUGCUGGCCUCCAAAGUGUGGGACGACCAGGCCGUGUGGAACGUGGACUACUGCCAGAUCCUGAAGGACAUCAGCGUGGAGGACAUGAACGAGAUGGAGCGCCACUUCCUGGAGCUGCUCCAGUUCAACAUCAACGUGCCCGCCAGCGUCUACGCCAAGUACUACUUUGACCUGCGCCAGUUGGCUGACGACAACAACCUCAGCUUCCCCCUGGAGCCGCUCAACAACCAGCGGGCCCAGAAACUGGAGGCCAUCUCCAGACUGUGUGAAGACAAGUACAAGGACCUGAGCCGAGCAUCCCUGAGACGCUCUCUCAGCGCCGACAACCUGCUGUGCAUCCGACACUCCAACGCCAUUCUGUCUUAGGCUGGCCACCUGUCCUAGCUGAGUCACAUGACCACCUGUCCUAGCUGAGUCACUUGACCACCUGUCCUAGCUGAGUCACAUGACCACCUGUCCUAGCUGAGUCACUUGACCACCUGUCCUAGCUGAGUCACUUGACCACCUGUCCUAGCUGAGUCACUUGACCACCUGUCCUAGCUGAGUCACAUGACCACCUUUCCUAGCUGAGUCACUUGACC
Molecule: messenger RNA, 3543 nt
Organism: Entelurus aequoreus (snake pipefish)
Lineage: Eukaryota; Metazoa; Chordata; Actinopteri; Syngnathiformes; Syngnathidae
Product: cyclin-Y-like protein 1
Biological process (GO): regulation of cyclin-dependent protein serine/threonine kinase activity; regulation of canonical Wnt signaling pathway
Cellular component (GO): plasma membrane
Molecular function (GO): cyclin-dependent protein serine/threonine kinase activator activity; protein kinase binding
Source: RefSeq, a predicted model, not a curated record